Molecule: messenger RNA, 1973 nt
Organism: Trematomus bernacchii (emerald rockcod)
Lineage: Eukaryota; Metazoa; Chordata; Actinopteri; Perciformes; Nototheniidae
Gene: brd7
Product: bromodomain containing 7
Exons: 17
Coding region: 51-1865 (604 amino acids)
Biological process (GO): regulation of transcription by RNA polymerase II
Cellular component (GO): nucleus
Source: RefSeq, a predicted model, not a curated record
AGAACUUCCGCCACCACAGAGAGAAGCAGCCGGUGAUCAUAAUACAAACAAUGGGCAAGAAGCACAAAAAGCACAAGUCCGAGAAACACGGAUAUGAAGAGUAUGGAGAGAGACCGCUGAAGCUGGUGUUGAAAGUCUCUGGGAACGAAGUGACGACAGGUAGCUCGAGUCGGGACACUUUUUAUGACGACCCGGCGUCCGACUUUGAAAAACCUAAAGACAAGAAGAAGAAAAAGAAGAAGGAUAAAGAUAAGAGCUUUGGCUCACCAGAGGACACCAAAGUAAAGAAAAAGAUGACAAAGAAGAAGAAAGGACAGGAAACAGAUGGAGAUGAUGAACGGAGCAGAACUCCUAUACGUUCAGAGCUGGAUAGACUGGAAGAAAAGGAACAAACUCCUCUGCAGGAAGCUUUGAACCAGCUCAUCAGGCAGCUCCAAAGGAAAGAUCCCAGUGCAUUCUUCUCGUUUCCGGUGACGGACCUCGUCGCUCCUGGCUACUCUGUAAUUAUCAAACGGCCUAUGGACUUCAGUACAAUAAAGGAAAAAGUCAAGAAGGAGUACUAUCAGUCGUUGGAUGAAAUCAAGGUGGAUUUCAAGAUUAUGUGUGAAAACGCCAUGAUUUACAACAAACCUGAGACAAUUUUCCACAGAGCAGCUCGGAAACUGUUGCACUCUGGGAUGAAGAUCUUGAGCCAGGAGAGACUGGAGAGUCUGAAGCAGAGCAUAACGUUCAUGUCCGGCCUCGACCCUUCUGAUGAAAAGCCGGGCACCACCAAGGAGCAGGGGGGGGGCGCCAACAUGGACCAGAACAGAGAGGGAGCCUCGAGCACCAACACCAGCGAGAGGCCCCUGACCCCCAGAAAGGAAAAGGACUCCAAGGACGAAGCGGCAAAGGCAGAGAAAGAACUGGAGGAAAUCCGCAAAGUCAUCACGGAUUCUGGAGGAAAGCUGUCCAGCCGAGUGCUGCAGAGCGAUUUGGAGUUUGCGAGGCGGAAGACGGACGGCUCGACCACUCUGGCAGUCCUUAAUCCAGCUGAUCUGGCAGCAGGAGAUGUUGGGUUCUGUCCUGUGAAGCUGGGCAUGAUGUCCAACCGGCUGCAGAGCGGCAUGAACUCCCUGCAGGGCUUCAGGGAGGACAAGAGGAACAGGAUCACUCCAGUGUCCUACGUCAACUACGGGCCGUACACCUCCUACGCUCCGACCUACGACUCCAGCUUCUCCAACAUCAGCAAAGACGACUCGGACCUCAUCUGCUCGCUGUUUGGAGAGGAGGCCGGCCCUCUACCAGACAGCAGUUUGAAAGACUUCCUGGCCAAAUCAGACGAGUACGUUUACAAAAUGGCUGACAAUAUUCUGGAUGCGCUGACCAACGGAGAGCAUUCAAAAUCCCUGAAGGAGAAUCAACAGGUGGAGGAGACACCAAAGACCCCAGAGAACACGGUUGACAUGAAGGAAGCUCAUCCCGUAACCCCCGACUGCAGCCGGCUGGACUUCCUGCUCCCCACAGCUGAGCGGCUCUCUGGGGAGGCCCGGCACUUCCAGGAGAAACUGGACGAGACUACAAAGCUCCUGCGUGACCUACAGGAAGCUCAGAGGGAGCGCCUGAGCGCCAAGCAGCCGCCCAACAUGAUCUGCCUGCUGGCCCCCACCACCAAGGAGCUGGAGCUGGCGGAGAAGGUGACGGGGAACCUGGCGGCGCUGACGGGUCAGGUGGCUCCGUGUGACGUCAGCAGUGUGUACGCCAUCCGGAGAGCCAUGGGCAUCUCCGUCCCUCUGGACCCCCCCGGGCCCUUCAUCGACCUCACCACAGUGCAGGAGACGGCUGAACCAAUGGAGACGGAUUCAGUUCCAAUCAUCGCUGUUUAAUUAAAUUCCUCUCAACUUUUACAGUUAUUACGUUUUUGUACGAAAGGUGCUUUUUGUGUGACAUUUGUAUGCAUUUCAUUCAAUAAACCUCGGCUCUUGUGCAUCAAA